Molecule: messenger RNA, 732 nt
Organism: Suillus clintonianus
Lineage: Eukaryota; Fungi; Basidiomycota; Agaricomycetes; Boletales; Suillaceae
Exons: 2
Coding region: 1-732 (243 amino acids)
Source: RefSeq, a predicted model, not a curated record
AUGUCCGAAACUGUCCGUUCGUGUGGGCGGCUCCAACAACUGUUUUGCGUGCCGCUCGAUCGGGCAGCAUGGAUCCACCUCUCCAACAUCCGCACCCUUCGCACAGUGUGGAUUGGGGGAGAGUGUGUUAACACGCUGGGCCGGGACAAUCUCGAUUUCACGCGUUUCCUCAACAUUACAUCCCUUUCGUUCUGUGCGAAAACUGCGUACAUUCUCGAAGUCCUGGAACACUCAGAAUUCCCCUCGCUAAACAAGUUCCGGAUGGAUGUGCUUGUUUUACCUUCUGCAGAGGCUGAACAGCUCUUUUGUGCACUGUCACGGUGCAACACAUCCCACACCCUUGAAGACGUAGUCAUCUUUUCUGACCAGCUAGGAGCACUGGAGCCCUCUUCAACGGCGAUUAGACAAUUUUUUGGUUUCUCGCAGCUGCGAAUCCUGCGGCUUCGUCCAUGCCACUGGCGACUUCAAACUCCGCAAACUGUGCUGAGUGUGCACCCAGACUUUGUCGCAGACGCAGACUCCAGGUCUGCGCAGACCUGCACCCAGACCGGCCAUUUCAGACUCGUCCUCGGUAACCUAGUAGCGCGCGCGGUAAUUGCCGAGUCUUUGGUUUGGCUCAGACUCCCAGAGCUCAUCAAGCAACGCAACCCACGUAUUGUACCAUCGCAACCCUCGGACAUGUCCCAGCGAUGGCUAGACGAGGUUUCUGAGCAUAGGCUUUUCGCAUGGUGA